Molecule: messenger RNA, 1781 nt
Organism: Raphanus sativus (radish)
Lineage: Eukaryota; Viridiplantae; Streptophyta; Magnoliopsida; Brassicales; Brassicaceae
Product: S-locus-specific glycoprotein-like
Exons: 2
Coding region: 689-1534 (281 amino acids)
Biological process (GO): recognition of pollen
Source: RefSeq, a predicted model, not a curated record
AUAUAUAUUUUUUUUUUUAAAAAAAAAGAGAGGAGAAUAGUUUUGCUUGAAUCGCAAGUUUCCCUGAGAGAAAUGGCAACUCAUCAGACCUUUAUUUCAUACUAUAUUGUUCUGAUUAUGGUGCCAUUUGCAUGGUCGUUAAACACUUUAACAGCUAACCAAGUUCUCUCGAUAUCAAGCAAUCGCACAAUGAUUUCUCCCGGUAACGUUUUCGAGCUGGGUUUCUUCAAACUCGCCGGGUCAAAUACUAAAGAAGAUGGCGAUGAGCGUUGGUACCUAGGCUUGUGGUUCUACAAAGAAAGUUCGAAAAUGAAUCCUCUUUGGGUAGCUAAUCGAGAGCGCCCCUUGUUUGAUUCCAAGGGAGCCCUAAAAAUACACAAGUCCAAUCUGGUAAUCGUCGAUCAAACUGGAAACAUUAUAUGGUCUUCUUCGAAUGUGGCUCCUCAUCAAAAAUCUCCGGUGGUAGCAGAGCUUCUAUCUAACGGUAACUUCGUCUUGAGAUACACAGACGACAACAGGGGGGGGUUCGUUUCUUUGGGAAAGUUUUGAUUACCCGACUGACACCCUGCUACUCACUGGGUCUGAUUCCGCUAAAAAAGGCGUCAACAGAAGCCUUACUGCUUGGCUAAAUGACAAUGACCCUUCUCGUGGAAUUUAUUCGUAUGCAUUGCUGGGCAGAAAUAAGGAGAUGUUUUUGUUGGAUGAGAAAUCAUCACCGGUUUACAGAAGAAGUUUCGGUUUAAAGACAUCGUAUGCACUUGGCAAGGGAUACUACUUGCUACUACUGCAAGUGACGUACGAUGGACAAUUACGGCAGUUUUCAUGGUCUCCAACUACAAGUGAAAAAACCUUGUUGUGGCAGAGGCCCAGAGAUAGAUGCGAUUAUUAUGGCAAGAUUUGUGGUUCUAACAGCGUCUGCAGUUUUGAGAAGAUGCACGAGAUUCCCAGCUGUACUUGUUUCAAAGGCUUUAAGCCAAGAUACUGGUGGGGAUGGUCGUCAAAAGAAAUGAAAGAAGGAUGCCAGAGGAUAAGUCGGUUGAACUGUACUGGCAAUGGGUUUCAAGUUCUGAAGAAUGUCAAGUUGCCGGAUACAAAAGACGCGGAUGUGGAGAGGAGCAUUGGUCCAAAGGAAUGUAGACAAAGGUGUAUAAAAGAUUGCAGCUGUACGGGGUUUGCUAAUGUGGACUUGGAUUGUUUCCUUUACAGUUCUGAUCUAGUUGAUAUACGAACACUGCAAAGUGGUCAAAAAUUAUACGUCAAAGUGGAUACUAGUUAUCUCGGCAAAGCUAGAAGGAUUAGUGAAACAUUAAUCAAAGGUGUGAUAAUUGGUUGCGGAGGAACCAUCGGUACUGUUCUGGUUUUCACCAUCUUAUGGUGGUGCUGGAAGAGAAUUCAGAAGCCAUCAGGAGAAACUGGUAACAGUUUCUUUAUUUCAUUAUCUCAUCUGAUUCAAUUUCUAGAUAUGUACUUCUACCUAUGUUAUUAUUAUUUUUUAUUUAUUUAUUUUGUUUUUGUUUGUCUUAAUGUGAAAUGAAACACAGAUCUACUAAUGGACGGAGAUAGAACUGACUCGUCCGAGGUUUUGGCAGUUCGAGUUCCGCGGAUUGAGUAUCCAACUAUCGCUGAAGCAACCAACGACUUUUGUGAUUCGAACAUACUUGGCAAAGGUGGAUUCGGUACAGUUUACAAGGUAACAAAUAAUAAUAAUUUUUAACGUGUUGGUUCUUAUUAGCUGUUGAACUUUUCUCUUGGCUUUACCUCUUACUCAUGGCAAGCCUCUC